AAGCUUGGGAGAGCGUCUCGGGCUCAGCUUGAGAUGAAGAAAUCUCUGAUUCACACAACGUGUCUGACUCCCUUUGCUUUGCUUAUUAGCUUUUGUCAUAUAAUUUCGUUCCUCUUCCUCGUCAUCCCCAUCCCCAUACACAAACAUUUCCGACCAGAUAUAAACCAGACACACAGAGAAAAUGUAUAUUUUUAUUAUUUGUAUGAAUUGGGUAGGUGAAAAAUGGCGAGCUCAGUAGAGAGGGAGGGUGCAAGAGAGGAAGUUGUUUCCGUGGAACUCCCUGCACCUGCUGGCUGGAAGAAGAAGUUCUUUCCCAAGCAAGGUGGAACCCCCAAAAAAAAUGAGAUCAUAUUUACAUCUCCAACAGGAGAGGAGGUUGUUAGCAAAAGACAAUUGGAACAGUACCUGAAAGCACACCCUGGUGGUCCAGCAGUUUCUGAAUUUGAUUGGGGCACUGGUGAGACCCCAAGGAGAUCAGCAAGGAUUAGUGAGAAGGUCAAAGCAAGUCCCCUGCCAAAAAGUGAGCCACCGAAGAAACGGAGUAGAAAAUCAUUAGAUUCAAAGAAGGAUAACGAAGACAAAGAAGCUGCACCUGAAGGAGCUGAGGAGACAAAAGAAGUUCACACUCAAGAUGCUGAAAGAAUUGAAAAGGCUAAUGCAGAUACCAAAACAGAAGCUGCUCGUCCUAAAGAUGGUAAAGUUGGAGAAGUUAUUAUACCUAAUGAUGCUGAAGAAAGCAAGAAAACUGCUGAAGCAGAGCUGGAAAUUUCAAAAGGAACACUUGGUGGAAAGGAAGCUGAGGUUUCUGAAGUAACUCAAGAUGAAAAUGAGAAGUUGAAGGGUGCAAAUGUUCAAGAGAAGGACCUGGAACCACAAGUUGAGGCGGAGAAAGAAGAUGGGUCUCGGCAGCAGGACAAAACUGACACGGCUGCUGCUGGUGAGGGAGAGUAUGAAGUGAAAGAAGAGGGCAAAGAGAAAGAUAAGAUAAGUCCUCUUGAAUCUGAAGGAGAAAUCAAGGAGAAAUCAGUUACAGGGAGCAAGGAUGAGCACAAAGCAGUUGUUAAUGAAAACAGCAACAAGGUUGAAGAAGUUACUGAAAAUGGCAGCCACUACACCAAGGCACGCGAGGUCAAGCCUUGAAUAUAAAGUUGGCUAACUGGAUGCUGGCUUCUCUUCCCCUUAGAUCUGCGGGAAGAUAACUGUAGCUUAAAUGUUGUUAAUGCUGUUAAUGCUGUUAAUGUUAGUGAUCUCAUUGUUCAUUGAGACAUCCAUCUAUACAUUCGUAGACUAGGCCUAUAAUGUACCAUCUGUUGUUGUACUGGGAAACAUGUAGCUUGCAGUGACCUUUUGUAACAUUGUGUUGUAAAAAUAAUUGUAAUGUGAUACUGUUAUGCAGUCUUGUAUUAA
Molecule: messenger RNA, 1407 nt
Organism: Corylus avellana
Lineage: Eukaryota; Viridiplantae; Streptophyta; Magnoliopsida; Fagales; Betulaceae
Source: RefSeq, a predicted model, not a curated record